Molecule: messenger RNA, 1526 nt
Organism: Microdochium trichocladiopsis
Lineage: Eukaryota; Fungi; Ascomycota; Sordariomycetes; Xylariales; Microdochiaceae
Product: Inosine/uridine-preferring nucleoside hydrolase domain-containing protein
Exons: 4
Coding region: 172-1443 (423 amino acids)
Biological process (GO): purine nucleoside catabolic process
Cellular component (GO): cytosol
Molecular function (GO): purine nucleosidase activity
Source: RefSeq, a predicted model, not a curated record
GGUCACUGCCUCACGUGCACUCUGACAUCGUGAAGCAUCUCACCAACGAUCUCGGCACUGAAAAGCACGCGUUCGAGGUCUCAACUGCCUCGCAAUUCUUUGUCUCUCUGUCUAUUUUACUGACAUUCCCUUCCAAUCAAACAUCUCUCCACAAAACCAAAAUCUCUGAACAUGGCACCAAAGAACAGAAUCAUCAUCGAUACCGACCCUGGUAUCGAUGACAUCCUCGCCAUCCUACUCGCGCUCGCAGCCGAUGCCGAGGACCUUGAGGUGCUCCUCCUGUCCAUCACAUACGGCAAUGUCUCCGUAGAUAAGACUCUCAAGAAUGCGGUUGCUCUUUUCCACGUUCUUGACCUCGAGAUGCAGUGGCGCGAGAAGCAGGGCAAACCCCUAGGCUUCGAGGCUCUGCGGACGUACAAGCCUCUCGUCGCUAUUGGGCCUGAGCAUGCCCUCGAAGAGGAGAUUCUGAAGGAGGAUGGCUUCCACGGCAUGGAUGGUCUGCACGAUGUUCACGUCAAGCAACCACACCUGUCCCCAGCAGACACCUGGAAGUCUCUCUUCAAGGACGGGGUGCCCUCGCCAACUGACGACCCUUCCUACUACAAGUACUUCACCCCGUCCCGCGUGCCUGCGCACAAGGAGAUCCUGCGCAUCCUCAAGGAGGAGCCCGCCGGGAGCGUAACCAUCUGUGCCGUUGGCCCGCUGACUAACGUUGCCAUGGCCGCGGCCGAGGAUCCCGAGACGUUCCUGCGGCUCAAGGAGCUCGUGGUGAUGGGCGGCGCCGUCGAUGUCGAGGGCAACAUCACGCCCGUUGCCGAGUUCAACACGUACGCCGACGCCGUCGCCUGCGCGCGUGUGUUCGCCCUGACAUCCCCCAACCCGGCAUCCACCAUGCCGCCUGCUCCCGCCGACAAGUCUGUCUUCCGUCUCCCAGACUACCCGGAGAAGCUGUCCAAGCAGCUCACCGUCAAGUUGUUCCCCUUGGACAUUACGACGCCGCACUUGCUCAACCUCGGCUUCUUCACCGAGACCAUCAAGCCGCACCUCGAGGUCGGCUCCCCGCUCGCAAGCUGGGUCAACACUUUUAUGAGCGGCACUUUUGCCAAGAUUGUCACCAUGGUCGGCGACGGCUCCGAGCCGGGGCUGUCCCUGCACGACCCGUUGACCGUGUGGUACGCCAUCACGCGCGACGACCCGCGGUGGAAGCUCGCGGCCGACGCUCCCGAGGACAUCCGGGUCGAGACGUCGGGCCAGUGGACGCACGGCAUGCACAUUCGCGACCGCCGCGGGCGGCCCAAGCCCGAUGGCGUCACCAGCUGGGAGCACCCUGGUGAUGAGUACGGUUGGACCAGCCUGAUCCGGGGUAACAGGAUCGAUCGGAUCGUGGACAGCCCUGGCAUCGAGGACUUUGCGCCGUAUGCCAUGAAGCGCCUCUUCGGCUAGCACUAGCGUGGGCUGGUACCAGGACUAUGAGGUAACAUGCUAUAGUUCGUGCCACACAAUUCCAGAUGGAAGUGUCCUGUACU